This is a messenger RNA of Pochonia chlamydosporia 170, 1092 nucleotides long. RefSeq names its product aspartate-semialdehyde dehydrogenase. Bases 1 to 1092 code for a protein of 363 amino acids. Gene Ontology annotation, molecular function: aspartate-semialdehyde dehydrogenase (NADP+) activity; NAD binding; NADP binding. Lineage: Eukaryota; Fungi; Ascomycota; Sordariomycetes; Hypocreales; Clavicipitaceae. The record is from RefSeq and is a predicted model, not a curated record. The transcript has 4 exons. Gene Ontology annotation, biological process: L-threonine biosynthetic process.
AUGGCCACUCAAUUCCCUACCAAGAAAUGCGGCGUCCUGGGAGCAACCGGCUCCGUAGGCCAGCGCUUCAUCCUCCUCCUCGCCAACCACCCCUCCCUCAAGCUCCACGCCAUAGGCGCAUCCUCCCGCUCCGCCGGCAAGAAGUACAAAGACGCCGUGCGAUGGAAGCAAGCCGCCCCCAUGAGCAGCUCCAUUGCCGAGAUGACGGUGCGAGAAUGCAAAGCCAGCGAAUUCGCCGACUGCGACGUCGUCUUUUCCGGGCUGGACUCUGACGUGGCCGGUGAAAUUGAGCAGGAAUUCGUCCGCUCCGAAAUCCCCAUCUUCUCCAACGCCAAAAACCACCGCCGCGACCCGCUCGUGCCUCUCGUCGUACCGACCGUCAACCUCUCGCACCUGGACCUCAUCCCGCACCAACGCAAGACGAACAACCUAAACAAGGGCUUCCUCGUAUGCAACUCCAACUGCGCGGUGAUAGGGCUCGUGGGGCCCUUUGCCGCCCUCCAAGCCUCCUUCGGCCGCAUAUCAACCGUCUCCAUCGUCACUAUGCAGGCCGUCUCCGGCGCAGGAUACCCCGGCGUCUCGUCCAUGGACAUCAUUGACAAUGUGGUGCCCUACAUCGCCGGUGAGGAAGACAAGCUGGAGACGGAGGCACGCAAGAUCCUCGGACAGAUCAACGACUCGAAAUCCGCGUUCGUCGAACAGGAAGGUCUCCGCGUGUCAGCGACGUGUAACCGCGUGCCUGUCAUGGAUGGGCACACCGCGUGUGUGAGUCUCAAGUUUGAGAGGCAGCCUGCCCCCUCGGCGGAGGAGUGCAAGGCCGCGCUGAGGAAAUAUGUGGCCGAGGCGCAGACGCUGGGGUGUCCCUCGGCGCCUAGUCCUGCGAUUUGGGUGUUUGAUGAGCCUGAUCGUCCUCAGCCACGGUUGGAUAGGGAUUUGGGGAAUGGGUAUACCGUGAGUGUUGGGCGGGUGAGGGAGGAUGAGAGCGGGAUUUUUGAUCUCAAAUUUACGGCGUUGAGUCAUAAUACUGUCAUUGGAGCUGCCGGCUCGUCUAUACUUAAUGCUGAGGCUGCUGUUCUCAAAGGGUACAUCUGA